This is a messenger RNA of Diabrotica virgifera virgifera (western corn rootworm), 575 nucleotides long. RefSeq names its product MICOS complex subunit MIC13 homolog QIL1 (gene QIL1). Gene Ontology annotation, cellular component: mitochondrial crista junction; MICOS complex. The record is from RefSeq and is a predicted model, not a curated record. The transcript has 3 exons. NCBI's taxonomy places the organism in Eukaryota, Metazoa, Arthropoda, Insecta, Coleoptera, Chrysomelidae. Bases 159 to 515 code for a protein of 118 amino acids. Gene Ontology annotation, biological process: cristae formation.
CUCUACGUUCUCUAAGCUCUGAACACAAUUUUUAUGUUAGAGGCUAGUACGUAAAGUUUAAAAGAAGUGGAAAGAAUAUUUGCAUUUUCUUUGACAUUGACGUUUUCAUUGCAUUUUAGGUUAAAUGGGUGUCAGUGUCAGGAAAAAAAAUUAAUAAAAUGAUCAAGUUUGCAAUUAAAGCCGGACUUGCUGCCACAGCUGUUUACUACAUAAAGGAACAAGGAGUAUGGAAACAAAGCGACGAAAGCAUAAAAGCCUAUGAAAAAAUUAAAGAAGCUGCAUGUCCCUAUGUCAAAGAGAUAACAUCUCAAAUUCCUUAUGAGAUCCCAAAACUGCCAGAAAGUGAUGUAGCCUCCUCAAUAGUUAAAGAAAGCUGGAAUAAAGGUGUUUUAGUUACUUUCAAAUUCCUAUCUGAUCUGCCUGACACCACAAGAGAGUUAACAGCCAAAGGUAUUGACGCAAUAAAACAAAAUGAAGAGGUUAAAAAACUUUUAAAUUCAACUUCAUCUUCGUGAUUUGAAAGAAAUCAUAGUUAUUGUGUUAGAUAAUUUAUUAAUAAACAUUUUCUCUCAAAA